Nannospalax galili (Upper Galilee mountains blind mole rat) is the source of this 1891-nucleotide messenger RNA. RefSeq names its product ethanolamine kinase 2 (gene Etnk2). Bases 184 to 1344 code for a protein of 386 amino acids. Gene Ontology annotation, biological process: phosphatidylethanolamine biosynthetic process. NCBI's taxonomy places the organism in Eukaryota, Metazoa, Chordata, Mammalia, Rodentia, Spalacidae. Gene Ontology annotation, molecular function: ethanolamine kinase activity. The transcript has 8 exons. The record is from RefSeq and is a predicted model, not a curated record. Gene Ontology annotation, cellular component: cytoplasm.
CGCGGAAGACCCCGGCGUUCUCAGCCGGCUGCGGGUUGCUGGGGCGGGCGCGGGCGCUGGGAGCUAGCAGCUCGCUUCUGAGUCAUGGACUUCCUUUGGCCCCUCCUCUGCCACUCCCACUCCGUCUCCCCGCCCGCCCGCAGGGGCUAGCGCGGCCGCUCCGAGGGGGUGGGGCUGCCGGGAAUGGAUGUGCCCCCUUCGACUCCAGUGCCGCGCUCGCCCGUUUACCUGCGGAGGCAGGCGCCUUGCCCGCAGUGCUCAUGGGGCAUGGAGGAGAAGGCGGCGGCCAGCGCCGAUUGUCGGGAGCCGCCGGGUCCCCCGAGGGUCGCCGCCGUCCCGUGCUUCGGCGUCGCGGUGGACCAGAACAACAUCCUUCCCGGAGCCCUGCGCCUCAUCCGGGAGCUGCGGCCGCACUGGAAGCCGGAGGAAGUUCGGACCAAGCGCUUCACAGAUGGCAUCACCAACAAGCUGGUGGCCUGCUACAUAGAAGAGGACAUGCAGGACUGUGUGCUGGUCCGGGUGUACGGGGAGCGGACGGAACUGCUGGUGGACCGGGAGAAUGAGGUCAGGAACUUCCAACUGCUGAGGGCACAUGGCUGUGCCCCCAAACUCUACUGCACCUUUCAGAAUGGGCUGUGCUAUGAGUACAUGCAGGGUGUGGCCCUGGGACCUGAGCACAUCCGAAAGCCUCAGCUCUUCAGGUUAAUCGCCUUAGAAAUGGCAAAGAUUCACACCAUCCACACCAAUGGCAGCCUGCCCAAGCCCACCCUUUGGCAUAAGAUGCACCAUUAUUUCACGUUGGUCAAGGACGAGAUCAACCCCAGUCUUUCUACAGAUGUCCCUAAGGUGGAGAUAUUGGAACAGGAGCUGGCCUGGCUCAAGGAACACCUAUCCCAGCUGGAGUCACCUGUGGUGUUCUGUCACAAUGACCUGCUCUGCAAGAAUAUCAUCUACGACAGUUCCAAAGGCCAUGUACGGUUCAUUGACUAUGAAUAUGCUGGCUACAACUACCAGGCUUUUGACAUUGGCAACCAUUUCAAUGAGUUUGCAGGUGUGAAUGAAGUUGAUUACUGCCAGUACCCAGCCCGAGAGACCCAGCUGCAGUGGCUGCGUUAUUACCUUGAGGCACAAAAGGGGGCAGCUGCAACCCCCAGGGAGGUGGAGCGGCUCUAUGCACAAGUCAACAAAUUUGCUCUGGCAUCGCACUUCUUCUGGGCACUCUGGGCACUCAUACAGAACCAGUACUCCACCAUCAACUUCGACUUCCUCAGGUAUGCGGUGAUCCGAUUUAACCAGUACUUCAAGGUGAAGCCUCAAGUGUUGGCCUUGGACAUGCCAAAGUGACCAGCCUUGUGUUCCUCCCUGACCUGUCACCAGACCUGUUCCUCAGGGCUGCCUUCUGCCCUGGGGUCAGCACCCUUGGACAAGGUGGGAGAGCGGACAGGUGGGCAUCCAUGGAGAAGGCUCCCAGUGGAUGCCACUGAAGACCUCGUUUUCCUGUUUGAAGGAGCUGGUUGGGACCCAGUUCUCUACACCCUGCUAGGCUUGGGGAGGAAGUGCCUGCAGACAGCCAGAACCUGGAUUGUCACCCUAUGGGAGCACACAAUUGCCAGCCCAGGCCUGCUGGAGCUUGGGCUGCCUCAGGGGUCCCUGACCUUUCCUGGUGGGGGAGGGGGAGGGCUCCUUUCUACCUCUAGUGCCCCAGCUUCUACCAGAUUCCAAAUGCCCCAGGUGAGAGGUGCAGAGCUCCAAACCAGCAGUAUACUUUGUACCUUGGAGGCAGAGCUCUAGAACUGGGCCUGACAGCUCUCCCAGCAGCUGCCUCAUCUAGGGCCCCUAACUUCUCCAAGCCAGAUGCCAUCCAGUGACUGCCCUGCCCUGCCCCCCCCCC